Messenger RNA from Oryzias latipes (Japanese medaka), 2381 nucleotides. RefSeq lists its product as uncharacterized. Gene Ontology annotation, cellular component: cell surface. Lineage: Eukaryota; Metazoa; Chordata; Actinopteri; Beloniformes; Adrianichthyidae. The record is from RefSeq and is a predicted model, not a curated record. Gene Ontology annotation, biological process: cell-matrix adhesion.
ACCUGCAUGUACAACCAAAUCAAAGAAGAGUCGGAUGCCACCAGCUUUUCCCUCUAUCCUCCAGAUGUGUUGCUUUACUAUGAUUACUCUCUGGUGCCACGGAGCAGCUGCAGGUCUUAUUUUCAAGAGUUGGCUGAUGCCGACUUUUCCAUUUUUUCUCCAGCACUGACAUACAGACAGUCUGCUUUGUUUGAUAAUGCAAGGAACUGCUUGGGAAUAACUAGCACAAGUUUAACUGAGGAUAAUGUAUCAGUUUUGGGGAACAUGUGCUGCAUUCUUGAUGGCUCCUACAUCCAAAACUCUCAUCCAUCUAUACUGGAACAACUCAAGAACUGUCCAGAUCUCACUGUUGGUCAAUCAACUGCAGUUAUAACCCUUCUGACCAAUGGAAAUACACCUUAUGGAGAUCCUUCAACAUGGAGUGAACAAACUCUAAAAGACCUUGGGAUGCUAACUCUGCAUUUGCCUUCAUCUUUCUAUCAGCACUUUGAUCAGGACACAAAGCGUAACUUCUUGAAAUACUUUCUGAAAGUCUUUGGUAGAGUGAGUAGAGAACAGAGGAAGCAACUGAAGAAGGAGAUAAGACAGUCCAUCAAAAGUGAUUCAGACCAAACUGCAGAGUGCACAGUUGGAAUAAUCACUCAGGUCACAAUCAGUGACCCCACCUUCCCCUUUGACUAUAACAUCAACCAAUUCAACAACUGUCUGUCAGUUUCAACUGUCAAAGACAACUUGGAUGGCAUCACAGAAGAGGUGGAUGAGGUGGAAUACCUCAGAAUUGUUCUCCAGAAACUGCAAGACGCUGAAAACUCCAUCAUUCCAGAAGAUCAGGUUCAGCUCCUAAGUGCAGCUUCUCGAGUUGCCACAGUUCAAGAUAUUAUUUCAUGGACCAUCAGUAAAAUCGACACGCUUGCUGCUUUGAUGGACUCUUCAAAUGGAGGCUGGGACCCAAGCUUAGCUAAGGUUAUCAUCUCUAAGUAUCUGGCUGUGGGAGGAAACAAACUAGGCAGUGCAGAGCUGAAUGUUAUUGGGGGACCAAAUCUGUGCUCUCUAGAUGUGGAUGUCAUCAGGACUAUUUCAUCACAAAGCUUCAGAGAAGUUGACUCUCUGGACAUCUCUAGCUGCACUACUGACAAAAAGAAAGAGUUUUUCACUAUCUCCUUUGAAGCAUUCAACCUUACAACAAGCUCAGUUUCUGUUUUUCAGCUCAUACAACCAUACAUUGGAGGUGCAAAUGCUAAUUAUAUUCGUAGUUUGGUGGUCUCUGAUGUUAACAUGGACCUGGCCACCUUCACCAGUUUGGAUGAAAACGUUGUGCUGAGUCUAACUGCAAGUGAAGUUAAAGGUCUCCUCGGCACCAACCUCCCAGAUUUGAAGUCUUAUGAAAACCAAACUCUGGUGCAGACGUGGAUCAGAAGUCAAAACCAGUCUGAGCUUGAUAUUCUAAGAUUGGGCUUCCUAAAAGGCAAAGUUGAUCCCACGAUUCCUCCAUAUAACAGUUCUACAACAACUUUGUUACCAACAACAACUACUGUAACUGGAGUUAAUCCAUCACCAUCAACCACAACUGAACCUCCAACUUUAGGACCUACAUCAACUUUAUCUUCAACAACUAUGACCUCUAUUCUUUCUGAAAUGACCAGUUCUGCAACUACAGAUGACAACAAAGGAAAGUGCCGAGUUAUCACAGCAAAUGAAUCAAAUACAUGUGUUGGAGUAAACAGCACAGAUCUUCAAGUCUUCCUCAACAGUGGAAAGAUGAACGGACGCUUCUGUAACUUUUCUGUGGAAGAGUUUGCUUGUGCCUCUCUUUCAGCCUUAACAGCACAGGACCUGGUAGAGAUUAUGACGUGUGAUCUGUCAUCAAACUCAAGUGGGUCCAUAUCGGCCUGGAAUCUUCUCUUCUGUAAAACUUCCAGGAUCCUGAAUGCAGCUCUGAAUCUUCUGACCACUGCAACAAUCAACCCCAACAAUCCUGCAGUGUCAGUGAUUUUGGACAGCAUACAAGCAAUCAGUCCAGAUCUUUUCAGCACAAACACACUGAAUAAUCUCACUGAGCUGCAGCUGUGGUUUAACGUUCGCCUUCGCCCGUUCUUGCCUGCUGUUUCCACCAACUUUCUCUCAAUUCUUGCAACAAAGGAUUUGCAGUGCAGCUCCUACCAAUAUAUGUAAGCAAGACAACAAAUAUUAGUAGGGAAUAUACCUGAAAAUCUGACUAAUUAUUUAAUUAUGUCACAGUAUUAUAUGUUGUGUAUUCAUCGAAUGUCCUACUCAUGUGUUUUAAAAAAUAGCUUGCAAAUAUUGAGUGAAGUACAACCUCAGAUGACUCUUUCUAAGCAAGAAUCUGUGUACACACAAUUCAUCAAGAUCUACCUGAGCAG